Penicillium macrosclerotiorum is the source of this 1494-nucleotide messenger RNA. Its product is annotated as ribose phosphate diphosphokinase subunit PRS1. The record is from RefSeq and is a predicted model, not a curated record. Bases 1 to 1494 code for a protein of 497 amino acids. Gene Ontology annotation, molecular function: magnesium ion binding; ribose phosphate diphosphokinase activity. Gene Ontology annotation, cellular component: ribose phosphate diphosphokinase complex; cytoplasm. Lineage: Eukaryota; Fungi; Ascomycota; Eurotiomycetes; Eurotiales; Aspergillaceae. The transcript has 4 exons. Gene Ontology annotation, biological process: ribonucleoside monophosphate biosynthetic process; 5-phosphoribose 1-diphosphate biosynthetic process; purine nucleotide biosynthetic process.
AUGCGGGGUGUGCAGAUCUUCUCGGGGAACUCCCACCCGGCUCUCGCAGAGACCAUCUGCGAGCGGCUGGGUACCUCGCCGGCCAAGGCUGAUCUGGGCAAGUUCGCCAAUGGGGAGACUAGCGUCAAUAUUGGUGUGUCGGUCCGCAACCAAGAUGUCUAUAUCGUCCAGAGUGGUAGCAGCAAGAUCAAUGACAGUGUCAUGGAGCUUCUCAUCAUGAUCUCGGCCUGCAAGGGCGGCUCGGCCAAGUCGAUUACUGCGGUCAUGCCAUACUUUCCCUACUCGCGUCAAUCCAAGAAGAAGAGCCACCGCGGCGCCAUCACAGCCCGAAUGCUGGCCAAUCUGCUCACAAUUGCCGGUGUGGAUCAUGUCAUUACCAUGGACCUCCAUGCAUCCCAGAUGCAAGGCUUCUUUGGAAAACCCGUCGAUAAUCUCUUCGCCGAACCAUUCAUUGCCCGUUGGAUUCGCAUGAAUGUGCCAGGAUGGAGGGAUGCCGUGGUGGUGAGCAAAAAUGCCGGCGGCACCAAGCGUGUCACAUCGCUGGCCGAUACCUUGAAACUGAAUUUCGGUAUUGUGACCACCGACCGGCGGCGACCGAAGGUUCCAGUCACCAUGUCCGACAGUACGGUCUUCUUUGAUGCCGUCGAAGACGAAGUCCGUGUCCCCAGAGACCAACAGCCCUUUGAACUUCACCUGCACAGUGCUCAGGCAACUCCUCCUAUACUCGAGGAGAACGAGAGCGCCGACUCCCCUCAGGACCUCCUUCGUCCCGAGACCCCCCCAGCAGCUCGCCGCCCAUCGGAACUCGAGGCUGCGCAUGAGUACACAGAUGUGCGGGUGCAGGAUGUCAUCACUGGGCGUCUAGUGCAAGGUCAGCUUGUCGAUGAUGACUACCAUCCCGAGUCGGACUCCCAAUCCGGGGGGACCACCCCCGGGGCCAGUGGUAGCACCGGCGCCGGUGAAAACACCGAAGUCGUGCCGGAGACUAUGUUCAACUCCAUGAUUUCCAAUGCGUCCUCGAUACCCCCCGACCACGCAUUGGGCGGCUCCUUUGACGCCGUCGAAUCGGAUGACGAGGGGAGCGUGGCCGGUCCAGACCAUGAGCGGACCAUUACCCUGGUUGGGGAAGUGCGUGAUCGACCAGUAUUUAUUGUCGACGAUAUGAUUGAUAAGAGUGGCUCUUGGAUCGCGGCUGCAGAGACGGUUGUCAAGCGUGGCGGCGCGCGCAAGAUCUACUGCAUUGCCACCCACGGUUUGUUCGGAGCCGAUUCCCUGGACCAGAUGGAGGCAUGUCCGUCCAUUGAUCAUAUUGUGGUCACCAACACCUUCCCCAUUGAGCCGUCAAUGCUGCGGCGAUCAAAGAAGCUGAUCGUGAUCGACGUCUCGACUCUCCUGGCCGAGAGCAUCCGGCGGCAUCACUACGGUGAAAGGUAUAACAUCUUUCCUUCUGCUCUUUUCCCCGUAUUUUCCCUAAGUGAUUGGGACCGCAACUAA